ACGAUGAUUACCACGACGAGCACGCCGACAAUGAACAAUACUGACGGCGAUAAACGUUAAAGCAACAGUAAAGGCAUAGGAGAAGCAGUAGCAGCAGCAGCAGUAAAAGCAAUUGCAGCAACACCACCAUCAGCAGCAGUUGUGCGCUAGUGUUCGUCCCUCAGCACGGCAAUGACAGUAACGAUAGCAAUGAGAUUGUAGUUGGAUAAGCGCUGGCGAUGUCAAACGAAUCAGUGCGUAGCAUGGCAGACGAGCCGACACGAAAGGAUAACAAGUGGCAGUUACGUUUGAAAAGCGAACGUGUGCAGACGCUUUCGGCGGCAAAGCAUAUUUUGCAAGCGUGAAUGCUGUGAGAGUAGAAUAAAUAAAAAACGAUUUGUUGUUGAGUGUAUAAUGUGAAAAUAUUAUUAUUUUAAAACAAAUAACGACAUGUGAAAAAAAUAUUUUACUGAAUUUCGUAGCUCGAUACGAAGUACGCUAUUCUACGAUUAUCCAUGUAAGCGCACAUAUCACAUAGCUGGUUAUGGCAGCGAAUUUGCUAAAUACCGUGGGAUAUAGGAACUCAUUAAUUUGACGAAUUUUUCGUUGGCAGACAGAAACAAAUCACGCGAUUUCGGCGCGCACCCAUCAUAGUGUGCCAUUUUUCAUUGAAUUAAAUUUGGUGACAGCACAUCAAAAUUUAUUACUCCAACCGUUCAAGUAAUAACAGCAACAAAAAACAAUUAGCACGUGGAAUAUCAUAUAAACCGUAGAAAACUGAGUAAAUUAAAUGAGUGAAUAUAGCAUUUAUUACAAAGCUGUCGGCAGUCAUAAUAUUUGAGCGGCCGGUAAAUGAAUUUCCAGCCUUAAUCGUAACGACUACAAAUGACAUACUACUCGAAAUUAAUAAAGCGUAAUUGCUAGAGUUGGUGACCUUUGAAUUGCAACGCGGCAAUCAAUUGUGUGUUGGCUUUCAAAUUGUCUGGAGGGUGCCUAAAUGAAAUUUGGACUGCCAGAUACGAAAACUCGUAUAAAUUAACAUAAACAUAAAACAACAACAACAAAAACAAAAAACUCGUAAAUGGUUAGCACCAUUUAGGAAUACAACAACUAUACCAAAAAUAUUUUGACAAUAACAACAACAUUAGUUAUAGUAUAAAUAUAGACGCUUCGAUUCACAAAAGCCUUCACACAGCCACAUACGUGUACAUGUGCAUUGAAGUUAACACCUGCACGACGUGCCACUCGACGACUGUUAGCUAGCAAUUAGCCCUGUCAUUUGCAGUGGCUGCCUUUCGUGCGUACUUGUCUAGCAUUUAUGAGAAUCGGCUAAGGGUAUUUGGUGUUUGUGUAUUAAAUGGGAAGCAGUUAAAAAACCGGCAACGGAAGUGCAUGUAAAUCACACUCACACAAAAAAUGAAAGCGACACCGUUGCAAGGCAACAAAAAAUAAAUAAAAGUAACAGUAAACGCGAAAACAAUAUGGAGGUGAAAACAAUAACAACAAAGUGCUCCGACAGAGGGUGUAGAAAGUAAAGGAAAUAAAUAAAUAGUGAAAAUCACGGCAAAGCGACGAAGUGUGCAGUGAACACUCAUAAAAAGUGAAACAGUAAUAAAGUUUAUUAAGCGUAACGACUGCUGCGAUACCGACGCACAGUGUGUUAAUGCCCAGCACCUGUUUGGUGAAAAUUGUGAGUUCCUAGAAGAAGCGAAAAAUUAAUUACCACACUGAUUAGUGGCAUUGAAACAACUUUGUAUGCGGCAAUAAAUGAAAACUUUCUAAAUAUGGAUGAACAUACAUACAUAAUACAUAUGUACACAUGAAGUGCCCACGGUAAACAAAAAUAAAAUCAAAUAAAUUUCAGCAAGUGUAGAGAUAGGCAAAAAUUGCAACCGACGACCAUGAAAAGCUGUGUGAAAGUAAAAAGCUUAAAAAUAGUUUCGGCAAAUGGGACUUUUCGAGGAAUGCAACACUUGACAAGCCAGCAGUAGUUGCGGCUUAGAGCAGUCGCUUGAAAAUAAAAGCAACAACAGCAACAGUAAUCACAAAAGCAAUAACCACAGCAGCAGCAAGCGGCCAGAGUAAAAUAGCAACACAUUGAGAACAAUCAAACAGCUGCACAAUCGCAUUUGUGUAUUUAGCAAUUUUCACAUAAACACAUACAUACGUGCAUACCUAGCAGAGAAAUACACCAUAUACGAAUGAAAAAUGAAGCUGACGGAGUUGUUGUCCUACCUUUGCCUCUUGCUAUGCGCCAGGACACAAGUGAUAUUGGCAGUUAGUUGGGAAGAAUGGUGGACCUAUGAUGGCAUAUCAGGUCCUGCCUUUUGGGGUCUUAUCAACCCAGAGUGGUCACUUUGUAAUAAAGGGCGUCGACAAUCUCCGGUGAACCUUGAACCACAGCGCUUAUUAUUCGAUCCCAAUCUAAGACCUUUGCAUAUCGAUAAACAUAGAAUAAGCGGUCUAAUUAGCAAUACUGGUCACAGUGUCAUUUUCACCGCUGGCAACGAGACGGUUGCGAACUAUGAUGGCAUGCAAACGCCAGUUAACAUAUCUGGCGGACCGUUAUCGUAUAGAUAUCGAUUUCACGAAAUUCAUAUACAUUAUGGAUUGCAUGAUCAGUUCGGCUCAGAGCAUAGCGUGGACGGCUAUACAUUCCCAGCAGAGAUCCAAAUAUUCGGUUAUAAUUCGCAACUUUAUGCAAAUUUCUCGGACGCUUUGAACCGAGCGCAAGGCAUUGUUGGUGUCUCGAUUUUGCUACAGCUCGGUGAUCUGUCCAAUGCGGAAUUGCGUAUGCUUACAGAUCAACUGGAACGCAUACGUUUUGGUGGCGAUGAGGCAUUCGUCAAACGCCUGUCCAUACGAGGUCUGCUACCGGAAACGGAUCAAUAUAUGACCUAUGAUGGCUCGACAACAGCACCCGCCUGUCAUGAAACUGUGACGUGGGUUGUCCUAAACAAACCCAUUUACAUAACCAAACAACAGUUGCACGCCCUACGACGCCUAAUGCAAGGUAGCCCCGAUCACCCCAAAGCACCGCUAGGCAAUAAUUAUAGACCACCUCAGCCGCUACUGCACCGGCCUAUUCGAACAAACAUCGAUUUCAAAACAUCAAAAGUGAAUGGCAAAGCUGCGUGUCCAACUAUGUAUCGCGAAGUGUAUUAUAAAGCUACAAGUUGGAGACAGCAUUGAGGCGUAUCUCGGCAAUAAAUAACAACAUUACCAACAGCAAUCAAAGCCAAUCGCAAUUGCAACUUCAACUUACAUAGUAUAUAAAUAUAAGCAUAUAUUUGCACACACUUAUACAUACAUAUGUACGUAAGUACAAGUAAAUCGGCGUGCAACAGGAGCUUCCAUAAAUUUAAAUAUAUAAAUAAAUAUAUAAUAUAUUUAUAUUAGUAUUGUAAUUGUAAUGAAUUUAUUGAAUUACACAUGCAUAGCUGACUUACAGUGAAAUACAUAUAAACUAUACAGAUGUAGCAGCAUAUAAAAAUUACGUAAAUAUUAUAGACGCAUAUGUAGUUGUAUAAUAGAAAAUAAAGUAGACUAACAAUAUUUAUUACAGUAAGUAGCUCUGCAUCUAAAAUAAGUGAGCAGAAUUUGUGUGAAGAAAAAUGGGCAAAAAGUAGCAAAUGGUCUGCAGAGGCACAAAUAGAUAUAUAUAUGUACAUACGUAUAUAUAAUCUUGUAAAUAUUCAACAGCUAUAAACAAUAUUUUUGUAACCAGGCCCACUGAUAAUACCAAUAAGUAGUUAGUAAAAGCUAAAUAGUAAUAUAUAUAUAAUAUAUAAUAUUAAUUUAUUUACAUAAAAUAUAUUCGCAAGUAUACCGAAAACUAUAAACAUAAAUGUAUAACACAAGCUCCUUACUGCUUUCAGUCAUCUACCUUCUGCAAUUAAAAUUUCAUAUUCUAUUAGUCAGUGUUCCUUGGAGAGUUUAAAAAAAAUACUUUAUGUAACUUUUCAGUAUUCUUGGCAUGGGCAUUUACAUAAAUGCUAUUAGUGUACAUAUGUCUGCGCGUAUGAUGCAAUGCGUGAACUGAUCAUAAGUUCGUAUUUAUUUCAAUGCGCCCAGAAAAAAUACCAACUUAUGUUACUGGCUAUACUUGUACUUGAAAGUCAUUAUAUAAUCCCUUUUCCCUCCGGAAUCUUUGAAUCAUUCAUAACGAGCUUUCAUAUAGGGAAAAUAAAUUUUUUUUAAAAUUUUUGAUAUUAAAAUAAAUCGCAUUCUUGUCCAGUUAUUUUUUUAUAAGGUACAAAAAUGUAGUUUUGAUAAAAAGCAGUGGAUAUUCCCUAUUACUAUUUCAGAAUAUAACAGAUAAAUUACUCACAUCAUGUAAAUUACAGAUCGCCACCUUGCUUCGAAACUACAAUUUCAAAGAAAAUGCAAAACUAUCGACAAUAGUACACGCUAUAUAAGUAUAUUGGACUCUCUUAAAACAGUAAAAUAUUCCUGGCAAAAGUUUCUGGACAAACUGUACGGAUAUUAGUAUUCUGAGCCUUCAUACUCUUUGGUCAGCCAGAAUUUAUGGAAAAAUGCUUGAUUGAACUAAUUCUCACGUUGUAUGUGCCAGAUACUUGUAAAUGAACACAUUAUAACUGUUUUAAUGAAAUCAGUGCACGUUUUUUUACUGAGUGAACAUUUGUAUAUUGAGUUUGCCAUGAAGUUUUUAAGACCCUGGAGCAAACGUCGGAGACACUAUAAAGUAUAUAUAUUUAUAUAUAUGUAAAUAAAUUAUCAGCAUGACAAGCUGAGUCGAUUCAGCCAUGCCCGUCUAUAUACACGCGAAAUAAUCCCCAACUAAUCAAUCAGAAUCAAAAACUUGUAUGGAAAAUUCUUUUUAUGAUUAUUUUUGAUUACCCAAAGCUGAGCUAUUAGCUCCGAACAAAUUGUUCAAAUUGAACCACUAUAGUAUAUAGCUCUCAUUAAAACUGACCGAUCAAACUCAAAAUAAAAUAACUUUGUAGUCACACAACGUGGGUAAAAACACUAUCAAAACGUUUUCCGUUGGAUGCAAUCCGUUGGUCGGUUACGUUGUCGGAAUGACUAAUACAAAAGUAUUUGCUAUAAAAAAAUCCAGUUGUAAGGGGUAUAAGAAUUUUCAGAAUUACUUAUACAAAAAUAUUUGCUACAAAAGAAUCCACUUGUGAAGGGUAUUAGAGAUUCGGUGCAGCCGAAGUCAACGUUUUUUGUUUCUGUUUGACAAACAAUUAUAAAUAAAGUAAAGGUUAGUAUGAAGAUUAUUUACGUCAAAAAAAAAAAAAAAUAGCUGUCAAACGCACCCUAAACAGACAAUAAGAUGAAUCUUUUUUAAUUUACAUUUUUGUGAUUAUUGGACUAUACUCUGGUAUGACGAAUCGAAGAUGGCUAUUCUUUUAGGCAAUCAUACUAAUCGAAAAGUUUCAUUAUAUUGGUUUCAAAGGUGAAUAUUUUAAUCGUAUAACUUCAUACAACUAAAUUAUGUCUUCAAUUCAAUUCAAGAACACUACUUUCUUAAACGUAUAUAGAUAUGAUAAAUCUGUAUCUAUGCCUAUGCAAUAUAUGUAUUCCAAAAAUUUCAAACAUAUUAAAUUUAAUCAUUUUAAAGCUCAUCAAUUUUAUAGCAAAUACAUUUUUCUACUGAAAUUCGAUUAUUGAUAUGUUCGCUUCUUGUUUUGGUUUAGUUUAAACUCAAUUACGCACAUUAUAUUAUAUUUACUAAAAACUUGUAAAACUUUGAAUGAAAAACGUAAAUGCAUAUCAAAUAAGAAUUUAGCCGAAACAAAAAAAGUAUAGACACAAAACAAUUUAAUUGCAACACUAUUUAACACUGCUGACAUAAACGGAAUUUGUUACAAUAUAUCCACAUUACAAUUUAAUAAACAAAAUCUGCUCCAAAAUAUUUGCUAUGAAGUUGGUAUAAAUUACAUUAAAUAAUUAAGCGCCGUAGUUGCAACAUAAUUCUGACACAUUUAACAUGAUUUUUUCACUAGUUUACCAAUUUUUUUAACAUCAUUUGGCUGUACAUUUUUGUUUAUAAUUAUGUGAUUUGUUAUUGUUUGCACAAUUAAGCGCAUUUGAGUGUUUAUUAUGAGUGAAUAAUUGUUCAAAAAAUAUGUUCAGCAAUAAACAUGAAUUAAAAUGAUAACCGCACACUGAGCGAGCGAAACCACAACACGAUAGCGUGUUUUAUUUACUAUUAUUAUUUAUUUAAAUUUUUUACAGUUUUUAUAAUAAACCAACCAAUUUAAAAGAGCAAGCUGGCAUAUUACAACAAGUAAAUAAAUGACUUAAUUAUGUUCUAACACUUGUUUAUGAAAGUGGAGCGCAAAUAGUGAAUAAAAAGGUUUAUUUAAAUCUUUUUUGUGGCUCACUUCUUUCAUACUCAGAGCCAAUUAUGUGCAGAUUUAAGUGAACAGCUUCAGCUGAAAUUAUUAAAUAAUCUAAAUUUAAGUGAGGGAUGAUAUAAACUGCACUUAGUAUAUGAUAAUUGAUUGAAAUACAUCGUUUUCAAACAUUACUUAGCAAAUAUUAUGUUUUUCUUAUCGCUUACACAUAUACAAAUGCGCUUAAAAUUAAUUGCCGAAUAACUUUUCUCGCCCAAAUCUUUGAAAUAUUCAUAAUAAAGCUACAUAUAGGAAUAUUACUUUAAUUAUAAUCACAGCUGUUUUUUAGCUUUUCAAUUUUAGAAGCAAAUUUUAAAAAUUUAUUUUUUAUUUGUAGUUUAAUUUCGGAAAAUUUUCCUUUAUAUCCUGAACAGAAGAAAACGUUGGAGACCCUAUUAAAUAUAAAAAUAAUUAAACAGCGUGAAGAACUGAGUCGAUUUAGACAUCUCCGUCUAUCUGUCCGUGUAUAUAUACACGAACUGCUCCCUCAGUUUUUGAGAUAUAUAUCUGAAUUUUUGCACACGUCACACGUUUCUCCCCAAAAAGCUGCUCAUUUGUUGGAACCUCCAAUAUCGGGCCACUAUACCAUAUAGCUACCAUACAAACUGACCGAUCAAACUCAAGUUCUCAUCGCUACAAUCUCCGAACUAUUUCUUCAGAUUUUACCACACUUGCAUAUAGCUGCCUUUCUAACUGACCGAUCAAAAUCAAGAUACAAAUUUUUUAUACCCUUUUAUACUAUACAAAAUGCAGCUGCGAAGUGUAGUAUAGCUCCUGUGCAGCCGAAUUUAACUUUUUUAUAGUUUAUUUAUGACUUAUAUCGUUCGUAAAAAUCUAUCCCAUAAUCAGAAACAAAAUCAAUUUUAGCUUAUAGUAUUAUUACUACCCCAUACGCAUUUAACACAUUUUUUAUCAACCUUCUUAAGAACUUUGCGCACUCUAAACUGAUCCUCCAGAAGUUGAUUCAUCAGCAGUUCUAUUAAAAGUAACCAUUCCUUCUUCAUACACAAAAUUUUCAUGCAGGAAAGUAAAGCACUUGAUGUGCAUAAAUUACAAUUAAGUAUUGUUUGAAAGGUUUCGCCGUUACUUUGCUUUAAGUAAUGGAAUAACUAAUGCAAUAAUAACUUUUGAGAAUGAUGCCAUAUUUUGCCUGAACUUAUUGCUAUAAUCGAUGUACGUUGCACAUAAUUUGUGGUUGACUGAUGACAGGGUAUGCAAUCAAUUAUUGUAACACCUAGCCGCGUAAACAUUUACCAUAUCUGUGUACAUUACAUUGCACAAGUGAUGUAUGUAAGUAUGUAUACGGUAAAUAUAAUUAAUGCUGUGAACAACGACUCUUGCAUACAAUCGCAAUUAACUUGCAACUUUGACAUACACAGGUUAAUGCGGAGGUUAAUUUGCGAAAUCGCAAAUAUACUCAUACAUAUACCAUAUAUACAUUUGUUCAUGUUGCAACGCAAAAUUGGCAACAUUGACAGCGUGUGAAUGGCGCUAUGAUGUUUAAAUCCAAAAUUGAACACAAUAGUACAUGCAUCGCGUAUAUAUACACAUAGUACAACAAAAACAACAAUGACCACAGAGCUAAGAAUGAAAACAAUAACAUGCCACAUAUGUGCGUAUAUGUUGCAGCGCUAUAAUGUUCGUAACAGUUGUGGGCAUGCCACACAACAAACCUAAUAAAUAUUCAAUUUGUUAGCCAUGCCGUAGGCCACAUUACCUUCACCUUGGUAAUUCCGAAGCUUAUACCUUUUCCCGACACCACUUAGCAUGCUGCUUCCUCUUCCGUUACGUUGUGGCAGUAUAAAGCGCUUAAAUGCUCGUACAACCGUAUUGACCACGUUGGUUAGGCGUCGCAUUAACGCUUGUAAACGCAAAUGUAAACUGUUGGCUUAUCGUACACUAGGCGUAGCAUAUUUAAUCGCAUGUGUUCCAGAUAUUUUGUUGUGUGUAGGCGAGAAUUGUUUUAAAAUCACUUAAACUAACGUAUCACUAAUAUGACAUGUAACCGAGGAUAUUCAAUGUACAUAUAUGGGCGUGUAAUAUCUUAUUGUACUGUACAUGCAACAACUGAGCACACUUUUGAACAACUUAUAUUAUUAUCGACUGGUUGAAUAAAUGAGCUCUUGAUUAAUGCUUAGAAAUCCUAGUAUUAUAAUUCACCCUCUAUUUUCACAUAUCAUUACGAAUACCUCAAUCAUAGUGGGAAUAAGUUGUAAAUAUUAGUUAAUAGUUAAUAUAUUUUCGAAUUAUCUUACUUAUUUAAUGAAUUUUCCAGAGUAAAAUCGAACGAUCGAGACAAUUUACUCGAUUUACAUUCAACUAAAAAUGAAUUGUGUUAUCUUAAAUUAAUUUUUUAAUGAUAGACUGAGUAUUUUUAUUAAAUAAAAAAUUACUGGCACAUAUAUAGAAAAUAAUAAAUACCAGUAUUCCGUACUGGUUCGAAAUUUCUGCUUAAUAUACAAAUCAAGUUCUUUUUUAAUAUGAUAUACCUUCGGGUGGCAUUCUUGAACCUCUCUCUCAUUAUACCUCUGUCACAAAAAGUCGUAAUCAUAAUUUAUUUCUAAGCUUUGAAAGCAUAUAGGAACACAUAGUUAGCAAUAAUAGCCGCCAUCGAUUCACCACUCCUAUGCUCGCGCUGCUCUCUUGUCGAAAAUUCGACAUGUGAAUUUAACGACAAAUUUCAAGCGCAGUUAGUUUUUUUUUUUUUACUGAUUUUAAAAAAUAAAUAAGACCUCGUAUCAAAAUAUAAUUGCUUCCAAACGAAUAAUCCGAAUACAAUUCUUUUGCAGUAGGAAUAUUUCUGUUAAAGACAAGCUCAAAUCAAAAUAUAAUUAGACCUUGUAUGUCUAAAUGAUUCCUUAACUCGUCAUAUGUUACUUCUCUAUAGCACGACAGGUUUGGUUUACUCAAAUUCUUCCAAAACUAUAUAUAAAAAAAAAAAACAUGUAUGUAUACAUUUAACGAUAUUUUAGAAAAAAAUUGCAAAACAUAUUAAAACCGUUUAAAGUACAUUGUAAAUAUUCAUCUAUGUAUAACAAUCAAAAAUUAAAAAAAAAAAUAAUAUUACUAUAGAGUCUAUAUAUAGUAUAAAUUAUACGCAUAUAUAGGGUGAUCCAUUUCGAAGUUUCCUACGUUUUAAAAAAAAAAAAACAAAGAAAUUUUCAAUUUAAUGGGGAACGUUUAUUAUCAUUCGAAUGAACGUUCUUUGGCAUUUAUUUUUUAAAGAUUAUCUCUUUCAAAUAUUGGCCACGUCUCAGAUAUUCCAUCCAUUGAGUCCAAUUUUCGAUGACUCGUUCGAGUAUUUCGACUGGUAACUGGCGAAUAUUAUGCGUGAUGUUUCACUACAAGGUCUGAAUCGAAGCGGAAUUGUCCGCAUAUACUUAAGACUUUAAAUAUAUCCCCACAGGAAAAAGUCUAACGAUGUGAUAUCGCACGAUUUUGGUGACGACUCGACCGGCCCGAAACGUGAAAUCAUCUGCUCACCGAAGUGUUCUCUCAAUAAAUCCAUUGACUGAUGGGAGCGUCGCUUGGGAAGGCUUGGGCGGCUUCAGUUCUUGCAUAAGCUGUAUUUUGUUGGCUUUCAAUUUAAAUAUCUCGACGUAAAAUGCGCCAAGUCGUUCCAUACGUCAGUCCGAGUUGCUGCGAACGGCGCCGAAUCGACUCUCCACGGUCUUCGUGGACACUCUCAACUACGACCGUUAUAUUUUCUGCACUGCGUGCUGGGCGUGGUCCAUUCGGUCAAAUAUUAUUCAAUAAUGAAUGCUGUUCAGUAGGCCGAUUUUGUUGCCCAUAAGUUGAGCGAAGUUCACGAAACACAUUCUUUAAAGAAUGUGAAUUUUCAAAAUAAAGUUGAACGAUUUGUUAACGCUGUGCAAGCGUCAAGGAUGAAAUGAUGCGAAACUCUUUGAUUCGAGAGAGAGCUGUCAAAACUCACAUUUUUUAUAACAUUUUUCAAUCAUACCACUGUCGAAACUUUAACUUAAACUUUUGGGUGUUUUGUAUUUCGUUAUUAUUUUUAGGUGCUCGGUUCCCGAGUAGGCCUAUAUAACGCAUAUACAUCCCUAAAUAGGUGUAUUCAUAUUAUAAAAUUGUUAAAACAUCAUAUAACAUAAAAAAGUCAUACAUAAAAAAAAAAAUUAUAAGAAGAAGUCAUAAUAAAAUAUAAUGGUUUUAUGACUAACGUUUUAAAUUAAAUUAGCAAAAAAACUUUAGUUGCACGUUCCUUGAAAUUUCGUUGCGGGUUUAUUUCUGGCAUCCCGCCUAUUUUGAUAAUAUCUGUUCAAAAUUCCCUAAUCUUAAUAAUCAGGGAAAGACAAUAACAGAAAAAUCAGCGAAAAUGAGAGUCUCGCAUCAUUUCAUCCUUGCAAGCGUAAGUCUUUCCAUGAUGAAAUGCCAAACAAUGCUAAUGACUCACCCGUGAUCUGUCAAAAAGAGGGUAUUGAAAAAAGUACCUCUACUUGGAUUACCCGUUAUAAUACGCAUGUAUUUCAAAAAUGUUGGUGUUGUUAAUUGAAAUAAGCGUAUCGAUUAUAAAAAUGGUGUGAGCCUGACAUGUAUAUAUAUGAAACACUAAUCGUAUACAAUAAUUGUGAAAAUAAAAUACUUUAUUAAGUGGAGAAGUUUAUAUAAUACAAAAAUUGUAUAUACGACUUGAAACUGCAACAUCUUGCACUGGUGUAUUUUACUUUAAAAACAAAAUAAUAUUCUCUAAGAACUUAUAUGUAAACAGUUAGUGCAGAUGGAAUAAUUUUUAGCAGAAAUGAAUUAGUGAAAAAUAUUAUGAAUAUAGCGCAAAAAAUUUAAAAUAGAAAUAAUAAAUUUCUAAAAAUGCUUUGUAAAACGGUUUUCUGAACCUAUUGGCAACGGCUAGUACUAUAAAAUAAAUAGCAAGCAAAAGUAUGACAUAAAAUAAUAAUAUAUAAUAUAUAUACAUAUA
This is a messenger RNA of Bactrocera oleae (olive fruit fly), 11280 nucleotides long. The record is from RefSeq and is a predicted model, not a curated record. NCBI's taxonomy places the organism in Eukaryota, Metazoa, Arthropoda, Insecta, Diptera, Tephritidae.